AUGAUGGAGAUCCAGAUGGACGAGGGCGGCGGCGUGGUCGUCUACCAGGACGACUACUGCUCGGGCUCGGUGAUGUCGGAGCGGGUGUCGGGCCUGGCGGGCUCCAUCUACCGCGAGUUCGAGCGCCUCAUCCACUGCUACGACGAGGAGGUGGUCAAGGAACUGAUGCCUCUCGUGGUGAACGUUCUCGAGAACCUCGACUCGGUGCUCAGCGAGAACCAGGAGCACGAGGUGGAGCUGGAGCUGCUGCGCGAGGACAACGAGCAGCUGCUCACACAGUACGAGCGGGAGAAGGCGCUGCGCAAGCAGGCCGAGGAGAAAUUUAUCGAGUUUGAAGAUGCCUUGGAACAAGAGAAGAAAGAGCUGCAAAUCCAGGUGGAACACUACGAGUUCCAGACCCGCCAGCUGGAACUGAAGGCCAAAAACUAUGCAGAUCAGAUUUCCCGGCUAGAGGAGCGGGAGUCGGAGAUGAAGAAGGAGUACAACGCGCUGCACCAGCGGCACACGGAGAUGAUCCAGACCUACGUGGAGCACAUCGAGAGGUCCAAGAUGCAGCAGGUCGGGGGGAGCGGCCAGACGGAGGGCAGCCUGCCAGGGCGGAGUCCUCGCCAGUCUUGGAGGAGAAGCAGGAAGGAGCGCCCCACGUCCCUGAGCGUCUUCCCCCUGGCCGACGGCUCGGUACGUGCGCAGAUGGGGGGCAAGCCCGCGCCCGCGGGGGACCACUGGCGCCUGAGUGACCUCGGCCAGCUGCAGCUCAGCUCUAGCUACCAGUGUCCGCAGGACGAGAUGUCCGAGUCGGGCCAGUCCUCGGCGGCGGCCACGCCCAGCACCACGGGGACCAAGUCCAACACGCCCACGUCCUCUGUGCCCUCGGCCGCGGUCACGCCCCUCAGCGAGGGCCCGCAGCCGCUGGGCGACCACGGCAGCUCCAGGAACAGCAAGCGGGCACGGGAGAAGCGCAACAGCCGCAACAUGGAAGUGCAGGUCACACAGGAGAUGCGCAACGUCAGCAUAGGCAUGGGCAGCAGUGAUGAGUGGUCCGAUGUCCAGGACAUCAUCGACUCCACCCCAGAGCUGGACAUGGGCCGGGAGCCCCGCCUGGACCGCACAGGCAGCAGCCCGACCCAGGGAAUCGUGAACAAGGCUUUCGGCAUCAACACCGACUCCCUGUAUCACGAGCUGUCGACGGCAGGCUCCGAGGUCAUCGGAGACGUGGAUGAAGGGGCCGACCUGCUAGGUAACACAGCUGUCCUCGGGCCUGCUGUGGGAAUGGGCAAGGAAGUGGGGAAUCUGCUGCUGGAGAACUCACAGCUUCUAGAAACCAAAAACGCUCUGAACGUGGUGAAAAACGACCUCAUCGCCAAGGUGGACCAGCUGUCGGGGGAACAGGAGGCGCUGAAGGGGGACUUGGAGGCCGCCAGGCAGGCCAAGCUCAGACUGGAGAAUCGCAUCAAAGACCUGGAGGAGGAGCUGAGGAGAGUGAAGUCGGAGGCCAUCACUGCCCACCGUGAGCCCAAAGAAGAGGUGGAGGAUGUAAGCAGCUGUCUCUGUACAGAAUUGGACAAGAUCCCCAUGGCGCAGCGCCGCCGCUUCACACGGGUGGAGAUGGCCCGCGUGCUCAUGGAGCGCAACCAGUACAAGGAGCGGCUGAUGGAGCUGCAGGAGGCCGUGCGGUGGACUGAGAUGAUCAGAGCAUCCCGCGAGCACCCAUCUGUCCAGGAGAAGAAGAAGUCCACCAUCUGGCAGUUCUUCAGCCGCCUCUUCAGCUCCUCGUCCAGCCCGCCGCCAGCCAAGCGGUCGUACCCCUCUGUGAACAUCCAUUACAAGUCGCCCACCACAGCCGGCUUCAGCCAGCGCCGCAACCAUGGCAUGUGCCAGAGCUCGGCAGGCAGCCGGCCCCUGGAGUUCUUCCCAGAUGACGACUGCACGUCGUCCGCGCGGCGGGAGCAGAAGCGCGAGCAGUACCGCCAGGUGCGCGAGCAUGUGCGCAACGACGACGGGCGGCUGCAGGCCUGCGGCUGGAGUCUGCCGGCCAAGUACAAGCAGCUGAGUCCCAACGGGGGCCAGGAGGACACCCGCAUGAAGAAUGUGCCGGUCCCUGUGUACUGCCGCCCGCUGGUGGAGAAGGACCCGACCAUGAAGCUGUGGUGUGCCGCGGGCGUCAACCUGAGCGGCUGGAAGCUUAGUGAGGACGGCCCUGGGAAUGGAGUCAAGCCCGCGUCGGGCCGCGACCCUCUGACCUGCGACCGGGAAGUAGAAGGAGAGACCAAAAGCAACCACGCGUCCCCCGAGAAGAAGAAGGUCAAGGAGCUGCCCGAGGCGGAUGCCACCUCCAGCCGCGUGUGGAUCCUCACCAGCACGCUGACCACCAGCAAAGUGGUGGUCAUCGACGCCAACCAGCCAGGCACCGUCGUGGACCAGUUCACCGUGUGCAAUGCCCAUGUGCUCUGCAUCUCCAGCAUCCCCGCCGCCAGCGACGGCGACUACCCUCCAGGGGAGAUCUUCCUGGACAGUGACGUGAACCCCGAGGACUCAGGCGCGGACGGGGUGCUGGCGGGCAUCACGCUGGUGGGCUGUGCCACGCGCUGCAACGUACCACGCAGCAACUGCUCCUCCCGGGGGGACACCCCAGUGCUGGACAAGGGCCAGGGGGAGGUUCCGGCUGUCACCAAUGGGAAGGUCAACCCAGCUCCAUCCACGGAGGAGGCCACGGAGGCCACGGAGGUGCCAGACGCAGGGCCCAGCGAGGCAGAGGCAGCUGCUGUUCGGCCCGGGCCCCUCACAGAGCAUGUCUUUAUGGACCCAGCCCCCACCCCGCCCCCCAGCGCCCAGCCUGACAGUGAGAACGGGCCGGAGGCCGACGUGAGCGGUGCGCAGCCCGAGCCAGAGCCCAGCGGGGACCCUGCGGGCAGCACCAGCGCUGCACCCACCAUGUGGCUGGGAGCCCAGAACGGCUGGCUCUAUGUGCACUCGGCUGUGGCCAACUGGAAGAAGUGUCUGCACUCCAUCAAGCUGAAGGACUCGGUGCUGAGCCUGGUGCAUGUAAAGGGGCGUGUGCUCGUGGCUCUGGCCGACGGGACACUGGCCAUCUUCCACCGGGGUGAAGACGGCCAGUGGGACCUGAGCAACUACCACCUGAUGGACCUGGGCCACCCACACCACUCCAUCCGCUGCAUGGCCGUCGUGCACGACCGCGUCUGGUGCGGCUACAAGAACAAGGUCCACGUCAUCCAGCCCAAGACCAUGCAGAUCGAGAAGUCGUUUGAUGCCCACCCACGGCGGGAGAGUCAGGUGCGGCAGCUGGCGUGGAUUGGCGACGGGGUCUGGGUGUCCAUCCGCCUGGACUCCACGCUGCGGCUCUACCACGCCCACACCCACCAGCACCUACAGGACGUGGACAUCGAGCCCUACGUCAGCAAGAUGCUGGGCACAGGAAAGCUGGGCUUCUCCUUCGUGCGCAUCACAGCCCUGCUCAUCGCGGGCAACCGCCUCUGGGUGGGCACUGGCAACGGAGUCGUCAUCUCCAUCCCCCUGACCGAGACUGUGGUCCUGCACCGAGGCCAGCUCCUGGGGCUGAGAGCCAACAAGACGUCCCCCACGUCGGGAGAGGGUGCCCGCCCCGGUGGCGUCAUUCAUGUGUAUGGCGACGACAGCAGCGACCGGGCAGCCAGCAGUUUCAUCCCCUACUGCUCCAUGGCGCAGGCACAGCUCUGCUUCCACGGCCACCGGGAUGCCGUCAAGUUCUUCGUCUCGGUGCCAGGGAACGUGCUGGCCACCCUGAACGGCAGCGUGCUCGACAGCCCAUCCGAGGGCCCCGGGCCCGCUGCUCCCGCUGCAGAUGCCGAGGCCCAGAAGCUGAAGAACGUGCUGGUGCUGAGCGGCGGGGAGGGCUACAUUGACUUCCGCAUUGGCGACGGCGAGGACGACGAGCCGGAGGAGGGCGCAGGGGACGUCAGCCAGGUGAAGCCGGUGCUGUCCAAGGCUGAGCGCAGCCACAUCAUCGUGUGGCAGGUGUCCUACACCCCCGAGUGA
Molecule: messenger RNA, 4032 nt
Organism: Rangifer tarandus platyrhynchus (Svalbard reindeer)
Lineage: Eukaryota; Metazoa; Chordata; Mammalia; Artiodactyla; Cervidae
Source: the annotation of a GenBank genome assembly